Molecule: messenger RNA, 2067 nt
Organism: Protomyces lactucae-debilis
Lineage: Eukaryota; Fungi; Ascomycota; Taphrinomycetes; Taphrinales; Protomycetaceae
Product: fungal-specific transcription factor domain-containing protein
Exons: 2
Coding region: 1-2067 (688 amino acids)
Biological process (GO): DNA-templated transcription; positive regulation of transcription from RNA polymerase II promoter by galactose
Cellular component (GO): nucleus
Molecular function (GO): RNA polymerase II cis-regulatory region sequence-specific DNA binding; zinc ion binding; DNA-binding transcription factor activity, RNA polymerase II-specific
Source: RefSeq, a predicted model, not a curated record
AUGGCGCAGCUCGGCGCCAGGAGUAUGCAGAACGACGGCAGCCCUGCACCCAUGAACAAAGUCCCGGCUGCUUGCGACGACUGCAAGAAGAGGCAUCAAAGGUGCAACGGAGAGCAGCCGUGUGAAAAGUGCGUGCGCCAUUCGCGGCAGUGCCAAUAUAGCGAGCGCAUCGAUCGUUCGCCGCUGACUCGCAAGUAUGUCGAUGAGCUGGAAGCGAAACUAGCGGAAGCAUUGGACCGACUUUCUCGCGCAAAUUCUGUUGCCAAUGCCGAAGUGACAAGCAACCACGUCAUACGAGCGUCGCAUGAGGAGCGGCCUCAGAAGCGAAGGAGGCAUGUUGUUAGGUCAUACGCUGGCUACCCGCAAGCACCAAACCAGUCUGCGCCCUACUCACGAAGCCGCAAUCUUUUUGACGUCAAGCCAGAAUUCGCUCGCGCUUUUGAAUGGGAUGAGACUGACUUUGAUCAUUUGUCUGCCAUGACAGAAAAGGGCGUAGGAUCCCUGGCCUUCAGCUCUGGCAUGUCCGGCUUUCUAGGAACCUCUUCAUCUGCAGCGGCUUUACAAGUUCUUUCCACAAAGACUGGUGUAGAUAAUCUUCCAUCAGAACACCAGCCAAAUGCAGGCGAGGUGAUCAGCUACAACCCGUACAGCGUCAGUGUUAAGCCACAUGCGCGUCCUCCACAAUUGCUGGAGGAGCAUCUCAUACAGCAAUUUUACUGGCAUCAUCAUCCGCUUUACCCCUUGACCUUUGAGCCCAUUUUCAGAGCUGAAUAUCACAACAAGAUCCCGAAGCCAAAACCGUGGCCUGCGUUGCUCAACAUCAUUUUAGCUCUGGGGACCUGGUACUCGUCAGAUUCCAGUGAAGAAGUCAACGAUAUCGCGUUUUUCCGAGUCGCACAAGCGAAUCUCUCACUCGACAUUUUCAGUGCAGGUGAUCUGCCCUCUGUGCACGUUCUGGCGCUCAUGUCCGACUACUUAUUCAAGCGCAAUAAAUGUAAUACCGGCUAUCUGUAUCUUGGUUUGGCCAUUCGAAUGGCGGUCGGGAUCGGUGUACAUCGAGAAUACACAAAUUCUGCUAUUGCCCCUUGGGAAAAAGAGAUACGCCGUAGGACAUGGUGCACACUGUUUAAUAUGGAGGUGGCUGCUUGCAUCAUGCUUGGACGACCUUUAUGCAUCGACCAAUUCGAUGUGCUUCCGCCCGGUAACCUCAGCGACCUCGACUUGCCCUUUGACAGCAAAGUGAUGCCUCCUUCUGUCGAUCGCCCGACGGCGUACACUUGCUCUAUAUAUCACGGUCAACUCUCGAUGAUUGCCAUGGAGGUACACACCCGUCUACUGCUUAGCUUCGCGCCGUCGAAUACUGAAGUAGCGGAUCUUCAUCAUCGUCUCGAACUUUUCCAGCAAAGUUUGCCGCCGUAUGUCGCCCAGGAGGUGGAAUCCGAGCCAGGGUGGUUGACUGUACCUCGCUUGUUACUUCAUUGGCGACUGCUCAACAUGCAAAUCAUAUUGCAAAGACCCGCCAUCUUCCAACUCGCCAAUGAGCAGUUUGACGCUCCUUCUCAGAAUUGCUUAGAAGCAGCGUCUGAGAGCAUCCGCAUGAUCUCUGCUCAUCUUUUCGGCAGGCAGUCUGGUCAGCCAGUGACGCGAGGUCUCGCUUACAAUGCCAUGUUCUUCGCGUUCCAUGCAAGCAUAAUACCUCUCUACCUCUUGCUCAAUUUUCCCUACAGUUCAAAGACAAGCAAAUGGCGCUCAAUGGUAGAUACAGUGUUGGUGGUACUGCGACUUUUGAUGCGGACUUUGCCUCACAUCAGCAAAUGUAUCGAGACCAUUGAACGGCACAUUCAAAGAGAAGAUCGACGACCGUCAAACGACAAUCAGCCUGAUCAAAGCGCCGGCAACAUCAUUUCAUCAAUCUUGGCUUCUGGUGUUGCCAAUGAUUUUGAUUAUCAAGAUGUUGCGUCCAAUUCUAGUCUUGAGGCGAGUCACUUGGACUACAACACACUCGACAUACUGUCGAACGAAGCACACCUACUCGGGUCGUUUGGUGGCUUUUUUGACCACCAGUAA